AUGUUACCGAGGGAUAAGGAAAAAACUUUUAGGAAAGCGAAGCCACGAGCAAAAGUGGGUGUAGAAGGUUUGCCAGGAUGGCGAGUGCUGGUGUCAGGCAGCAGUGGUACCAGUACUAGCAAGAGGAAGGAGGAGGAAGCUGAUUCCAUGAAGGCUCUUGACCAGAUAAGAGUAGGCAGGCAACCCUGGCUACUGCACUGCGGUGUGAAAGGCAAGUGGGAGAAACUACCACCCUAUAAUACUGCAAUGAAAAUGUCACAACAAAGAGGAAACUUUCUUGGCAACAUGCUUUCACGACGAAAAAUUCCGUGGGGGUCUGAGUCCCGCAGGACCAGGAGCAAGUCUGACACUGUCGUCAUCAUGCGAAAACCUUGUAAAAUAGGAAUUUGGAAUGUUAGGACCUUAUGGACACCCAACAAGCACUCACACGAGAUGGCCAACUUCAAAUUAUUUACCCUCACACUGGGCGUGCUGUUAAUAGGGGCGGUUUUUGGGGACGAAUCGGGGGAUGCCACCCCGGACAACGAGCCAAUAACAGCGAUCGGGGAUAAAGGGAGACGACAAGAUGUGCCAGAGGUUGUUUUACAGCUUAAAUACGAUGGUGGUGAACUGAAUAAGAUAUAUCUGACUCAGUUUCGGAAAAACGUGAAGACUUGGUCUCCUUCAGUGGUUGACAGAGUCAACCUGUGUGCGGACCUGUGCCACGCGGGUCUUGGCGGGGAAGCGUGUGGGUCAACAUGCUCUCAACUAAUCCCAGUAGGGCUAAAGUCAGCACUGCAAGAGAGUCACAACACGGAUUCAGCAAUGUACGGACAGCCUAGAUACUCCGUGUGCCCGGCGCUAUGCAGCAAUCAUCUAGGUGAGCCACUAUGCAAUUGCACUAAACCAGAGGUGGAGCACGGGAUCGACUGGAGCGCUGUGUGCUCAGCAUUCGGCGUCGAGGGAUACACACUGAAUGGUUGUUCGGCGUAUCCGAAUACUGCCACGUCUGAGGCAACAACCGCAUUGACUAGGGCCAAUGUCCGUGGCCUGGCUAACUCUGAAGGUUGGGCAGCAUGGUGCAACGUACAAUGUCGACAGGGCCAAGGUGGAGCAGCCUGCAACUGCAGCCGAUCCCCUUUCCAGUAA
Messenger RNA from Arctia plantaginis, 1128 nucleotides. The record is from the annotation of a GenBank genome assembly. NCBI's taxonomy places the organism in Eukaryota, Metazoa, Arthropoda, Insecta, Lepidoptera, Erebidae.